Messenger RNA from Maudiozyma barnettii, 1548 nucleotides. RefSeq lists its product as uncharacterized. Gene Ontology annotation, cellular component: cytosol. Bases 1 to 1548 code for a protein of 515 amino acids. Gene Ontology annotation, biological process: thiamine metabolic process. The record is from RefSeq and is a predicted model, not a curated record. NCBI's taxonomy places the organism in Eukaryota, Fungi, Ascomycota, Saccharomycetes, Saccharomycetales, Saccharomycetaceae. Gene Ontology annotation, molecular function: thiaminase activity. The transcript has a single exon.
AUGUCUUAUAAUACCGUGAAAGUCAAUUCGCCAGCACCAUAUUUUUGUCUUAACAAAAAUAAUGAACAACCUGAGGUUUCAGUUAUUACAGGUAGAAAAUGGAAUGUUCAAACUAAAAUCGAGAAUGAUAUUAAAGUGUUGACAUCCCAUAAUUGUGAAUCUACUACCUGUCUAGCCUAUUAUUCCAUUGGGAAGACAUUAAUCCCUACCCCAAUAGAAUCCUUAACAGAUUCCAUGGUAGUUAAAGGGGGCUUCAUCAAAUUAGAUUGUCCAACUAAUGAACAGAUUCAGAUUCUUGAAAAGAAAAUUAAAGAUGAUAAGAAAUCAAUGGAGCCGAUCAUUGUUAUGAUAUCAGAUGAUUUAGGUUCCGUUAUUUUUGAACAAUUAAAUUUAGUUUCAAAAGUUGCUUCAAAAAUUGAACUACUAGUGGUGGAUUUGUCUGUUUGUUUGGAGCACUCGAAUGUUUCCCCUCAAUCAUUGAACACAAUUGAAAAUUUACUUCAAAUAUUACAAGAAGCUUUACCAGAAAACAUUAUUAAGAAUAUACUAGUUCUCAAUACAAAUUUUGGUGCACAUGGCAGUGUACUGUAUUUGGGGAACACAGGUGACUCUUUUAACCUCCAAUCCAAUACUUCUGAUAUUCUUGACCCAUCUUCGGUAGCUACUUCAGUUAUAGCCAAUCGUUCUCAUGGAUAUGAAAUCAACGAAUCUGUAUAUGGUGCUAUUGAAUUUGUUCAAAACUCCUAUUUACUUGGAUUGAAGUCAGGCCAACCAAACUACAUGUACAACAUUGAACUUCCACUAAAUCAUAUGCUAAAAGAUGAAUGUUUUGAAGCACAAAAGAUGCGUAUUUCAAAGCUUGUGAGAUCACCUAAUCCAAUUGAGGAAGAUUUUUUCGAAUAUUUGAUUAAUCAUAUGUUAGUAAAACCUCAUUGGCAAUCCUAUGUCAAUCACGACUUUGUGAAACUAAUCGCCGAUGGUACUUUAGAUAUCAACAAAUUUAGAUUUUUUAUUGAACAAGAUUACUCAUAUUUAGUUGAUUACGGAAGAGUUCAUUGUAUCGCUGGCAGUAAAGCUCCAAAAUUAGAAAAUAUGGAGGAAGAAUUGGUGAUUGUUGGAAGAAUCCGAGAUGAGAUGGCUCAGCAUGAAAAGAGAUUAAAGGAAUAUUUUGGCGUUACCGACAAUUCUUUUUUUAAGAAUAUCAAAAGAGGUCCUGCAUUGAAUAAUUACUCAAGGUAUUUUAAUGAUAUUGCAAAGAGAGGUACUUGGGAAGAGUUAGUAGCUGCGUUGACCCCGUGUAUGAUGGGUUAUGGAGUUGCCGCUCUCAAAUAUAAGGGGAAAGUAACAGCCAAGAAAGGAAGUCUCUAUGAAGAAUGGAUCGAUAUCUACUCUUGCGCCGGUUAUGAAGAUGGUAUGAAGAUUGGCCAAGGCCUGUUAAACCAUAUUGCCAGAACAGCUGCACCUGACCAGAUAGAGAGAUUGGUAAGAAUAUACGGUGAGGUGUGCGCCCUUGAGACCAAAUUCUGGGAUGCUGCAUUGGCUUAUUAG